GAGGAAUGUUGUCCACAGGACGCAUGUUAUUCUGCACAAGCCGCUUUACACGAUUUUGGUGGCUAUUACCACUGACACUAGCCUUUGUAGUGACAUUUAACCCGUGAAGGGGAUAUCAGUAUUCCCACUUAGUUACCGAGUUUCUUGGUAUAUCGAUUGUUCUUUUCCAUGCAGCAUGCAUGCUUCUUUGUUUGCUUGUGCCUGUAAAGCCACAUUGGUGUCUGUGAUCUUUUAAUGAACACAUUAGCUUGUUGAACAAAUUCAUUGCAGUUCAUCUGAAUUAAGACAAGGGGCUUUUACACUUAUCAGUCCACCACAGAUAUCCCAUGUCAUGUAUUUCAAUGGCUAUAACUUGUGAUAUAUAUAUUUAGUUUCAUCGUAUGUCAUUGUACUUUAUUCCUUAGACACGCUUUGCUAUCUAGUUGUCCCACUACCGUAGAGCAUUAUGGUCUAUGGAAGAGUAGUUAGUCCAUUGAAUACGAUAUGACGUCAUAAGCCGUGAUGUCACAUGAUCAGUCAUACGGAUCGAGCAACCCUAAUAUUGAAGCUUGUCUGAAGUAUUCGAUUCACUGUAAUCUUGACGAGUACCAAUUAUGUGAGUAGCGAACAACAUAAAGUCCACCAGCUAAAAACUAAAGUGAGUCAGAUUCUUAGGAGACGUUGUACUAUUUUUGAAUUUUCUACUCAAUGGCUACAAAGUUAUCUGAAGGACUUGGCGAACAGGUCACGUGUCCAAUCUGUUUGGAACACUACUCGGACCCACGCCUUCUCCCCUGUCUACAUACCUACUGUAGACGGUGCUUACACGAUCUCCUGGCUAAAGGAGAAAGAAAAGUGUCUGUUGUCUGUCCAGAAUGUCGAGAAGAAGUCCAGAUAAUAUCUGGUGAUGUUACGAAGCUCAAAGUGAACUUCUGGAUCAACAAUCUUAUGUCACUUCUGGCCAUCCACUCGACCGACGAAAAAGAUGGCGGCAAAACUGAGUUGACGUGCGAAAACUGUGACAGCAAAGCAGCAGCCAAAGGAAGAUGUGUCAACUGCUGUAUGUUUUUGUGUAACGUUUGUUUUACAGCACAUCAGCGUCUGCUAGCGCUGAAGGACCAUCAACUGAUAACACUGGAUGAGCUGAAAGAUACAGGUAUCCCAGUCAUAGAGAAACAACAGUUUUGUACCAAGCACAAAGGAGAAGUCAUGAAGCUGUUCUGCAAUACUUGCCAGAAACUGGUUUGCCGUGACUGUGCCAUAAUUGACCAUCGCGAUCACGACUUCAGCUUUAUCAAAGACGUUGCAACCGACUACAAAGAAAACCUUAAGCAAAUAAUGAGAAGAGCAAGCAACAUCGAUAAAAACGUUGAAGCUGUUCUGAAAUCGGUCCGAGAAAUGAAAGGAAAAGUUGAGAUGGCAUCAAAAAGAACGGAAAAAGAUGUCGAUGACUUGAUUGACAAGCAAAUCAAAGUUUUAGAAGAAAAACGAGACACACUGAAGGAAGAAGCAAGAAGUAUGGCGGCAGAAAAGAUAAAGGAGCUAGUGACACAAGAAGAUGGUCUUUUGGUACAUCUGACUUCUUUGAAAAGCGCCAUUGAAUUUACAGGAAAGUUGCUGGAAAAUGGAAGUGAUGGUGACGUUUUGAAUGUAUCACAUCAAGUAGAAUCACGCUUGUCACAGCUAUCCGAGAAACCGUUCGCUAAAGACCCAUGCCAAGAAGACAAGAUACGACUCCGAGUCGACCAUCUUGUAUUAAGCGACAGCAUUGAACGCUUUGCCGAGGUUAUAGACGCAAUCACCCCUGAUCCAAAUCACAGCAUGGUGACACCAGUGACUGUUGACUUGUUCGAGAGAUAUGGGAUAUUCUACGCCAAAAAUGGACAGGUUCUAGAAUUCGUUGCGUGCAUUAAAAACGCAUUUGGCGAGAAGCUGAGAUUCAUGGGGAAGAGGAUCGAAGUUAAGGCAUUGUCGGUUYGUAGUUCAAACCCGCGGACAUUUGACAUUAAAAGUCACAGCGAUUGCACUUACAGUUUCGUACUAAAGUUCGGGGAUGUUCCGUCUAUGGAUGUCCGAGUUAUGGUCGAUGGAAAGAGCAUAGAGAGAAGUCCAAUUCUUAUUAAAUCCUUAAAAACGGAAAGCAAUGAUGAGACAAAUAUUGUGGAAGUUGAGCAUGCAGCAGUAUGCCCUAGUCGCAAUCGUCGCACGAUUGGUCAUCGCAAUAAACAGAUGAAGCGCAUUGAGCAUAAGUAAAAAAGCUUUGAUUUUAGAGCUUAUCUAAUUUAUAUCUCCAAGGAGAGAUUAUGGUAUGGUCGAAGAACUAGAAAAUAAUCUGAAAACUACACUAAGCACGGAGCAUGCGCACAGCCAAAAAGUGCCCUUUAAGAAAAGAACGCGGACCUUUCUGAACGGGGAUAAGAAGAACGUUAAAGUUACAAACUAAAUUGGUCACUCUUUUACAAGUAGCCGCGAGAGUCCGCAUGGGACAGGUUGGUAUACAACAACACUGACAUGGUUUAUCAAUUGAAUCGUCCAAUUACAACGCGCAGUUACUGUUAUGUAAAAACCCUUAAUGCAUGGUAUCGUUAGUCAUUGCACUUAAGCGAAAUUCGCUUUACAGCAUUAUUGGUGUCUUUUGUUGGUAAAGAUCAACAAUACUGAAACAAAUAAAAAGAUUGAAAUACUAUA
Messenger RNA from Actinia tenebrosa (Australian red waratah sea anemone), 2667 nucleotides. RefSeq names its product E3 ubiquitin-protein ligase TRIM45. Lineage: Eukaryota; Metazoa; Cnidaria; Anthozoa; Actiniaria; Actiniidae. Gene Ontology annotation, molecular function: zinc ion binding. The record is from RefSeq and is a predicted model, not a curated record.